Molecule: messenger RNA, 2348 nt
Organism: Scatophagus argus
Lineage: Eukaryota; Metazoa; Chordata; Actinopteri; Scatophagidae
Gene: nme9
Product: NME/NM23 family member 9
Exons: 16
Coding region: 171-2045 (624 amino acids)
Biological process (GO): GTP biosynthetic process; CTP biosynthetic process; UTP biosynthetic process
Molecular function (GO): nucleoside diphosphate kinase activity
Source: RefSeq, a predicted model, not a curated record
GCUUGUUAACGUCACACAUUAGCAACUCCGCAUAUGAGCAGGUCAGGUCGCUAACCUAACUUUCAACAAAUUAAACUGUAACGUAUCUUUCAAAUAUCGCUUUUAAGGCCGCCAUUUAAGAUACAUACAUAUAUAUAUCUACACUUAAUUUGAGGGAACCUCCUAAAUACAUGGCAGGCAAGAAGAAAGAAGCAAGUCUGCAGGUGUCUGUCACAAACCAAGAGCAGUGGGAGGAGAUGCUUGCAGCCAAAGGUUUAACAGUUGUAGAUGUAUACCAACAGUGGUGUGGUCCCUGUCGAGCUGUGGUUAGUCUCCUGCGAAAAGUAAAGAAUGAAUUGGGUGAUGACCUGUUACACUUAGCCACAGCCGAGGCAGACAGCAUUGAUGCUCUGGAGAAGUAUAGAGGGAAAUGUGAGCCCACCUUCCUUUUCUAUGGGGGAGGGGAGCUGGUGGCUGUGCUGCGAGGGGCCAACGCUCCUCUGCUUCAGAGGAUGAUUGUAGAGGAACUGGCCAAGGAGAAGCUGGUCCUGGAGCAAGGUGGCGAACGCAUCGUUGUUAAAGAUGAUGGUCUGAUGGAUGAUGAAAAGAAAGAAGAGGAUGACAAGCCUCAGCAGGCACAAAAUGAAGAUAACAUAAUUGUACCUGCCAGUAAAUCCUACACAGUUGCCAUCAUCAAACCAGAUGCUGUUGCUCACGGCAAGGCAAAUGAGAUCAUUAUGAAGAUUCAAGAUGCUGGCUUUGAGAUCCUGGCCCACGAGGAGCGCACACUGACUGAGACUGAAGCUCGAGAUUUUUACCAGCACAAAGCAGCAGAGGCUUGCUUUGAGGGCCUGGUGCAGUUCAUGUCCAGUGGUCCGUCCCAUAUUCUGGUACUGUCUCAGGUUGAAGCCUCAGCCAAUGUUGUACCAGCAUGGCGUGAGUUCAUGGGCCCAGCAGACAUAGAAGAAGCCAAGAGAGAAAAGCCAGAAAGCUUGCGGGCACAAUACGGCACACAGACACUGUUCAACGCAGUGCACGGUAGUGAGGACAUCGACCAGGCCAGCAGGGAGCUCGCCUUCUUCUUCCCCAACUUUAGGAUGGCCUCAGUAACAGAGCAGAAUGGGGAGGAAGAGCGUGUGGAGAGGACACUGGCUCUUAUCCGGCCCGACGUUGCCAGGGAGAAGAGAGAAGAGAUAUUGGCUCAAAUCCACAAGUCAGGCUUCACCGUGGCUCUCCAGAAAGAAGUGAUUUUGACAGAGGAGCAGGUCAGACAGUUCUACUUCCAACAUGUUCAGGAGGACUACUUCCCUGCACUGCUUCGGAGCAUGACCAGUGGGCCAGUGCUAGCUUUGGCUCUAGUAGGAGCAGGGGCCGUCCAUCACUGGAAGAGCAUCCUUGGUCCCACUGACGUUAAUAAAGCCAGAGAGGAGAGUCCUGAAUGUCUGAGAGCCCAGUUUGCUGUGGCGAAUGAGCCCAUCAACCAGCUGCAUGGCAGUGCAAGUCCUGAAGAGGCGGAACGAGAGAUCAGCUUCUUCUUCCCUAAACAGCAGACACUGGCAGUGAUCAAGCCUGAUGCUAUGGAGGAACACAGAGAGAAGAUUUUGGAGGAGAUCCGUGGCGGCGGUUUCACUGUAACAAAGCUCAAGGAGACGGUGCUGUCGAGGGAGAUGGCUGAGGAGUUUUACAAAGAGCACAGAGAGAAACCUUUCUUCAGCCAGCUGGUGGAAUUCAUGUGUCGUGGGCCCUGCGCGAUGCUCGUCCUGACUAAGGAAAAUGCAGUGGAGGAGUGGAGGGCCAUGAUGGGCCCCACAGACCCUGACCGAGCUAAGGCGACAUCUCCAAACUCGCUGAGGGCCCGCUUUGCCUCCGACAUCCUCCACAACUCUGUCCACGGAUCGUCCAAUGAGCAGCACGCAGAGGAGAAGAUCCGUUUCAUCUUCGGCGACAUCUGCUCAGAAGCAGAGCUCAUCGGUGAUGGAGAGACUGACACAACCAUUUUAGGUGACCCACACAAUUCGAAUCCUUGCAGUCCAGAGACAGGAGGAAGUGACGAUCCAGAGCACUGAUUCCGGAAACUGAAUUAGAUGCAACACUUAUUGUUUUCUGUUGUAUUGUUGGCUUAUUCUGUGACAUUAUGGGAAAAAAUAUGGUACUUCUGUAUCUUGGAUAUGCGGUAGAUGCAACUUGAAUUCCUUACAAUAAAUUGACUAGAUCAGUUUUAACUGCUCUCAUGCUGUGACAAUAUGACUAAGAGCUUAGAUGUUUUUCCUUGAUAACAACAGUGUAGCUUAACAACUGAGGAUAACUCACUGUAGCUAAAUUAGCUGUGUCAAUGUUGAAAAUAAAAUUAAAUGCUUUCUGGUGGAUCA